Molecule: messenger RNA, 1855 nt
Organism: Cuscuta campestris
Lineage: Eukaryota; Viridiplantae; Streptophyta; Magnoliopsida; Solanales; Convolvulaceae
Source: the annotation of a GenBank genome assembly
AAAGGCCUCUCUCAGAGCCCAGUGCGAUCAUCACGUCGAUUCGUCUUCUGCAAUUAUUACAUAAAUUCUUCCAGAAAAAGUAAAUCGAAUGAAAUUAGUUCUUUAAAGAUGGGAAAAUCCUCAGAAAUUUUGCUUAAAGCUAUCAUCAAUGAUAUUGUACAGGUCUCAAAGGUUUACCAUCAUUGGAUCUUCCCAGAUUCGGAUUCAUCACUCUCGAUGCCAAAAUAUGUAAAAACAAUUAAAUAAAAAAAUAUUUAAAAAAAUUGAAAUACGAUUGAUUAUUGGGCAAUUGUAGAUGCGAUGAUAUGAAUAUAGCAGGAUUUUAUUAGCUGCGCCGGUGGAACAACGGCGGCGAAGCGACUCAACUUUCCGGCGACAAUUUCUGCCUCGAUCGGAAAACUCGGAGAACCCUUAAUCAAAGGCCUCUUAUUCAGAGGCAAAACGAAAGAAAUCUGGAUUUCAAAGAAAAAUACGAUCAAAAAAAGAUGAAGGCAUGGGGUGGGGCAGAAUUGAAGCCCCAAUUUAUAAAGUGAAACUUGAAGAAUUAGGGUUUGGGCAGUGAAUGACCCGGAAUACGUGGAAAAGAGGGGAGACUACAGUGCUAAACCCAUGUGUAAAAAUUAAAAUAAAUAAAUAAGCCUUCCCCUCUCUCCACUCCCACAUUUAUAAAGGAAGGCCCGCAACGCAUUUUCGCAACGCUCAGAUUCCCUUCCGACUCAGCGCCCUGCACAUGUGAACCGCAAUCAAUCAACGGGGGGAUAAGCAUCUGGAAAUCCGUUCUUCGCUUUCUUCGUCUUCACGCCGGUAAUCGCCGAUUCUGAUCCGUUCCACAGAUCUCGAUCUUCUGAUUCGCCGACUCCUGAUCUGGACAGUUCGAUCCACGAGUCUCGCGGUUUGCCGGAACCCGAUCGGAUCGUCGGCGAUGGAGUCGAGUGUUUUUGUUUCGAAUCCAGUUACGAACACGGCGAGUAGAGCGGCGGCGAAUAGGAGGAGGAAGAAGAAGAGAAGUCUUCUUUCCGGCGCGCAGAGUCAAGAUGCGAACGGUAUCAGCUCGGCUGCUGAUUGGAAGUCGGAAUCUCAGCAGCAAGUCUACUCCUCUAGGCUUCUCGGAGCUCUGCGGACGCUCCGGAUAAGUCCGCCGCCGGCGACGGCGACGGCGCCGAAGGGAGGGAGAGCUGUUCGGGAAGUGGCGGACAGAGUUUUGGCGGUUACAGCGAAAGGCCGAACCAGGUGGAGCCGUGCGAUCCUCACCAACCGCCUCAAGCUGAAGUUCAUGAAGAGGAAUAACAAGCGGCAGAGAGUCGUGGCCGCGGCGGCGGCAGUAGCUGCGAGAGGGAGUAGUCGACUGCCGAAGAAGCCGAGAUUGAGCAUUCUCCGGCUGAAAAUGAAAAAUCUACCGACUGUACAGAGGAAGGGUCGGGCAUUGGGCCGGAUUAUACCCGGUUGCCGGAAACAGCCGCUGCCGGUGGUUCUAGAAGAAGCCACCGAUUAUAUAGCUGCGCUGGAGAUGCAAGUCCGAGCCAUGAGCACUUUAGCCGAUCUACUUUCCGGCGCUUCAUCUUCAAGCUCAGCUCCUCCUCCUCCUCCUCUUCCACCACCAUCUUGAUGAUGAACAUUCAAUUCAUUUUCUGAUCUUAAUUUUAUUUUCUACAAUUCCUAUGUUUUAAUAGUAUCAAAUCUUCCCCUGUAAAAUGCAUUUUCUACUUGCCCCAAAAAACUUAUGUAUACUCUGUAUUUUUCAACUGGGAUUUAACCAGAUAACCAUACAACUGUUGCAAAUAAAUCUUGUGCCUUGGGGGGUUCCUUGUAAAAUGCAUUAAUGCUAUGUAUAAUUGUGUCAUUAGAUUGUGAUGAG